AUGGACCUACAAUUACGGAUGUUGCCUCAUCUUCUCCUGCAUCAGGUUUUCGCCAGUACGGAGUUCAUGGACACUGCAGUAUCAUAUUCAGCAGGACAUGUUGUCCUUUCAUACGUGACCUGUCUACUAGGAUGCGUCACCACAUUGGAAUUAUUGCAGCGACGAACCUCAACUCGAGGGCUCUACAACUGGUUCCUGCUCGGAGCUGCAGCAGUGACCAUGGGAGCCAUCUCCAUCUGGGGCAUGCACUUUGUCGCCAACGGAGCGAUCAUCCUCGACCAUGGAGCGCCAAACCGCCAACUUGUGUACAAGCCAACCAUAACCGCCAUUUCCUUCUUCGUUCCCAUCAUAGUCCUCAUGAUUGCCUUCUACCUGCUUGGCUUACCGGCCAGAGCUCGCCAAAUUCAUGUUGCCCUUGCGGGAAUCCUCACCGGAGCAGCAGUCUGUGGCAUGCAUUCUCUAGGGCAAUAUGGCGUGGACAAUUACACUUGUUCAUAUAAGGUGAAGAACCUGGUAGGGUCAGCUAUAAUCUCCAUUGUGGCCAGUGUGAUUGCGCUGGGAGUGUUCUUCCGCAUGCGGGACACCUGGACGGACAGUUGGUGGAAAAGAGUAAUAUGUGGUGCCAUACUUGCGGCUGCUGUUUCCGGUAUGCAUUGGACCGCUGCAGUAGGGACGAAGUACCGCUGGAAAAAGGGCAAGACAGGCCACGGCCAUCUGAGGACCGAAACCACUGCUGUUGCUUCUGCUCUGUCGAUGGCCGCCUGUAUUGUCCUUCUUGCUGCGGCAUUUAUUCGAGGUCGCCGCAUGCGAGUCGCCAGAAUCAAAGCGCAACGCUUGGUUCUAGCUUGCGCCUAUUUUGACGAAGAUGGCAAGCUGAUGGUUACCGAGGAAGGAAUUUUGCCCAGCGAAAAAAUCACCAACCAUUACUUGGAAAAGAAUUUCGGGGAGGAUGAACUCAACAGGGCUCAUGCCACGUUUCUCUGGGUCUUCAAGGCAUCCCGCAACUGGGCUUUCAUGGAGCAGUUCAUUCCUGGCAUGACAGAGUACAUCAAGUCUGACCCAGCAGCCAAAAGGUAUCGACCCGGUGGCAUGUCUUCUGCACCACAUGGUGAUUGGACCGAUGUGUCGCUCAAUUUUGCUCCUGUUUUCAAGCAGCUAUUUUGUAUGGCGGCCCAACGGUUAGCAGACCAUAUUCACGAACCUCUGGGGAGGCUCGGGACGCUUUUUGAGGAGCCGUUGGACACUGGCACCGUAUUCGUUUGCACACCAAGCCGGACGGCGCUACCAGCUGUAUCACCGAAUGCUACGAAUAGCCCGGACCUCGAAAGCGGCAACUGCAUCGCACGUGGCAAGUACCUGUUUCUCACCCGCCAGCUGAACCGUGAUGAAGCAACCAACUUUGGGGCUCUUGGGUAUCGAUUCGCAGCUGUGGCACGAAUUGCGGAACCUAUGGCCAAGCGAAUGCAGAUCAACCGCGACAACUUGGUGGCUCGGAUGGGACGAAUGCAGCUAAGUGCCUCAUUAGGGGAUCUACCGCUGCCGGGAGUUCAUCUGGGCUGUUUCAUGCUCCGGCCAAGCAUACACAAGAGCUUCGACGUCUUGGUGCCAGAGUCGAUGCAGGCUCAAUUACCUCAUGUCCUUGUUCAACCGGGCGGCUUGACCAUGGAACAAUCUCACCAGCUUACAUCGCUUUUGGACGAGUUGACUGUGGGAGAUGUACUGGAAAUUCUUCUUGACCAGACAAAAGAGACCAAGUUGGAUGAGCCGACACGGUCACGGCUACAUGAAGCCAUUGUGAAGCUCGCAGACGUCGUUGGGGACUCGAAUGGUUUGAUGCAAGCAAAGUUCUCUGCGCGGCCAUUGGAGGUACCUUGCCAGUCAGACACUAACUUCAGCUCGACCUCAACCUGUACCUUUUUGAUAGUCAGGCUGAUAAGGGAUGUGCACACGUCGAGCGCAACUGAAGCCCUGGCUUACGUGCCGCUUGUGUCGUUUAUCGUCCAGCAACAGUACCAAACAGCGGGCUGGCGUGACGAACAGUUUUUGCAAGCGGUCAAAUGUGAAUUUGGUCAUCUUUUGCUUGAUAGCUGCAAGAGAAAGCGAUACAGUCUUAUCCGUCUUGGGCGGAUGUCUACGUCAGCAGGCACCAGACUUGGUAGCAGAAGAACCCUCCCACCGAGAAGAUGCAAAGACAUCAUAGGAAGACUUUACUCAAGCCGUGGCUAUGACACGUCAGGCACCCUUCCAAGUCCAGCGGCCAAACCUGACCGGGUGGAUUCUGAACUUACGACAAUUACGACAAUUACGGUGGCCGAGGGCGGAAGACCAUUCGACAGCCCAAGUUUGAUGGCACAGAUGAAUCGCCGUUCAUCUACGGGUGGAACUUUUGGAGCAGGCUGUUGGGUCACGGAGCUUGUGAGUCUUUUCCAGCUGAGCACAGAAGGCUAG
This is a messenger RNA of Exophiala dermatitidis NIH/UT8656, 2448 nucleotides long. RefSeq lists its product as uncharacterized. The record is from RefSeq and is a predicted model, not a curated record. Bases 1 to 2448 code for a protein of 815 amino acids. The transcript is spliced from 4 exons. NCBI's taxonomy places the organism in Eukaryota, Fungi, Ascomycota, Eurotiomycetes, Chaetothyriales, Herpotrichiellaceae.